Molecule: messenger RNA, 1641 nt
Organism: Uranotaenia lowii
Lineage: Eukaryota; Metazoa; Arthropoda; Insecta; Diptera; Culicidae
Product: antigen 5 like allergen Cul n 1-like
Exons: 3
Coding region: 301-1101 (266 amino acids)
Source: RefSeq, a predicted model, not a curated record
GUACGGGAUUGUGGCAACAAAUUAUUUGAACACAGUUUGAAGAAAAAUAAAUAUUUUGGCGUCGUCUUAUGGUGAAAUUUGUGUCAAAACGAUAUUUCCCUGAGUUUUUUUUUUCGUAUAUUCUUAGCUCCUCGAAUUAUCAGCAGCCUUACAAUCAAAUGGCUGUCAAAAGCUAAUAGUUAAUUUUACGGCAAACUUUCUGCUAACUACUUCUCCCAUUUACCGCCGAUUGGUUCCAUCUCAAAACGGUGAGUACUUAAACACAAACCGUUGAGCAUUCGGAGAUUUUUUUCCUGUACAAUGUCGUCCCUCACGUUUUUGUUGCCAGUUCUGGUAUCAAUGAUGAUCGGUGCAAUAGGAGGUACCGAUUACUGUGCCCUACAAGCAACUCUCUGUGAAUGGAACGUAAAGCAGGAACACAUAGGAUGUAAUCCGGAAACUUCAUUCGGACCAGCAUGUGGUUCCGACAGAGAGUUUUUCGAACUGGAUCCCUCGAUGCAACAGGCAAUCGUGUCCAAACACAACCAGCUGCGGUCUCAGAUUGCAACGGGAUCUCUGCCGGGAUUUCCUCCGGCAGUCCGCAUGGGAACCAUGGUUUGGGAUGAUGAGUUGGCACUGUUGGCGUCAUAUUUGGCAAGGACCUGCAUUUUUAAGCACGACGAUUGCCGAAAUACGGAACGAUUCGAUGCGGCCGGACAAAAUUUGCGAAUUGCUUCUCAAUCUGUAGGAAAUACCUCCGAAAUAGUGGGAAUGAUGGAAGACGGCAUCCAAAGUUGGUUUGAUGAGUACAAAAUUACUCCGAUCCAGUACAUCAACAGCUAUCCGGAAAACUACAACGGGCCUCAUAUAGGACACUUUACUCAGAUCGUGGCUGAUCGCGCCAAUCGAGUGGGAUGUGCCAUAGUGCGUUUCUUUGAAGCACCAUGGCACAACUUUCUUUUUGUGUGUGACUAUUCUGUUUCGAAUAUUCUAUCAGAACCGAUUUAUCGAUCGGGUCCAAUGGCAAGUGAAUGUACAACCGGAGAAAAUCCCAACUAUCCGGGGCUGUGUAAUGAGGGCGAGGAAAUCAAACCAACAUUUUACUACAACUACAGAAAGUGAAAAUCUGUGCAAAUAUUAAGUGAUCAACCAAGCAGAUUUAACGUUUUAUAGAUAACUUAAAUAAACAUUGAUGUUGAGUAAUUAUCCUAUUUUUUUAUAAAGUUGUAUACACCCCAUAUAUUUUAUUACCUCAAGAAAAAAAUUUCUAACAUGGUUUCCGAAUUACCUUCACAUUUCAAAAUAUUAUACCAAAUAACAAUAUUACAAGCUUGAAAAUACCAAAAAAAAACAGUAUUCUUGUUAUGUAACAUUGAUUCCAUACUAAACGUGCCCUACUAAAUAAAAACACUAACAUCAUAUCAAGAAAAAGUAACCCAUAUCAAAUUAACGUGUCCGCAGACGCUUUUAACGGAGGAACCAUACAAGCCAUUGCAUUCUUGGUGACACAGUUUUUCAAUCCCUUUUAUGGUCUUAAUGACAUCAAACUUUUUCCAGAUCGUGUUCCACUCUUAGAUGAAUGGUGAAGGAACUUUUUGUUACGUGUUACUUUUGCAAGUGUCUAAUUAAAGCUAUAUUGUAAACAAUGAAUUAAAAAAAAAG